GAUGGAGAGUACAGUCGAUGCCUGAUGAAGUCCCAAGGGGAAGAGAACGAAACUACACCCUGCUUGUAUGGCUGGGACUACGACACCACGUGGCUGUCCCUUACUGCCGCUUCCCAGGAGGACUGGGUGUGCGAUAAGGAACUGUACCCAAAUACUGUGUAUUCCGUGAGCCUCUUCGUUUCCACCGCCAUUGGAGUUAUUCUCUUUUACAUUGGUGACAGAUUUGGACGAAGGAUACAGUAUCUGGUAGGCCUGAGUGCGACGUCGUUGUCCCAGAUACUGCUCCCCUUAUCAGCUUCUGUGUUUCCGCUCUACAUUGUACUUUCCGCAGUCUCUGAGGGUGCACACUUGCCUAUGGGGGAAGCAAUCAUGGCGACCGGAGUCGAAUUGGCCAGUAUCAAACACCGUUCAGCUGUCAACUUUUUGGGCUUCUUUUCUUACUGCCUUGGUGUAAUUGCCAUGGCUUUGAUAGCUUGGUUUGUCAAAAACUGGGUGCAUUUUACACUGAUUGCCGCCGUACCAUGUUUUAUUCCACUACUGCUUCAAAAGUACCUGCCUGAGUCACCACGAUGGCUGAUAAAUAAAGGACGCACAGAAGACGCUUGCGAGGUCCUGGAACGUAUAGCCCACACAAAUGGAAAAACUUUGUCUCCUGACAUCACGAAAAAAAUUGAUUUUCUUUGUCAACAAAGAACUUCGAAAAUGGGCUUUACAAUCAUCAUAACCAACAAGAAUCUCCUGAAAAAUACGAUUUUACUUGUGCUCAAUAGGUCAGCUGCUGCGUUUACUGUUUUCACCCUACUUUUCAGCAACAGUAAUUUCGGAGUGAAUCCAUUUGUUGCAUUCAUAGGAAAAGGAUCACUGCAACUAGUUGCAUUGUAUGCGGGUCACGUUGUCGGAAACAAGUUCGGGAGACGGGUAACACAAUGUCUGGUGCUAAUGUCUACUGGUUUCUUCUGCAUCAUUCUCGUAUUCUUAACCACAGGACAUUCAACCCAGUGGAUCAUAACUACAUUUUCACUGAUGCUACUGUUUUGCUGCGAGUGUUCGUAUUCACUCUCAAACCUGCAGAGCUUGGAAUUACAUCCAACAAGUAUACGACAAAUAGGAAUCGCAAUUGAGUACGUCUUCGUUCAAUGCACUCUGACUGCUGCACCUCAUCUUGCUCACUUGGGGAAGACUUCUGGAAUGCAUAUCGUAUUCAGCGUGCUUGCAGCUGUGACACUGAUUAUGUCGGCUUUAAUGUCUUUUGUGCCGGAGUCAUUUAACGAGAAGCUCCCGGAGACUAAAAACGAUAUUUCACUCCUAGGAAAGAAUCAGAAGUACUGGAGUCUUCCUACCAGAAAGUAAAGGGGAUCGAGAAAAUAUUGCUGAGCAGAACUGGAGCUGUGGACAUGAUCCUGCAAAAGUCUGGAGAAACGAAAUACUGUGAUGACAAAAAUAUGUAGGCGGUGUUCUUUAUUCUAACAGAAAUGAAAGCAAUUCCUUCCUGAAAUAAUGAUACGACCAUGAUUCAAGUGGUAUGAUUGUAAAGUGGUGAGGGAGACCAGUUACAUCUACAAAUGAAACAGAUAUAUAAAUCGAACACCUACAAGACAAACAAAUCGAUUCUACCAGCUUAAAGAUAGUAA
Messenger RNA from Schistocerca nitens (vagrant locust), 1631 nucleotides. Its product is annotated as carcinine transporter-like. NCBI's taxonomy places the organism in Eukaryota, Metazoa, Arthropoda, Insecta, Orthoptera, Acrididae. Gene Ontology annotation, biological process: transmembrane transport. Bases 25 to 1350 code for a protein of 441 amino acids. Gene Ontology annotation, molecular function: transmembrane transporter activity. The record is from RefSeq and is a predicted model, not a curated record. The transcript is spliced from 7 exons.